Messenger RNA from Sorex fumeus (smoky shrew), 1571 nucleotides. It is a transcript of the gene FANCL, whose product is annotated as FA complementation group L. Gene Ontology annotation, biological process: interstrand cross-link repair; protein monoubiquitination. Lineage: Eukaryota; Metazoa; Chordata; Mammalia; Eulipotyphla; Soricidae. Bases 29 to 1150 code for a protein of 373 amino acids. Gene Ontology annotation, cellular component: Fanconi anaemia nuclear complex; nucleus. Gene Ontology annotation, molecular function: ubiquitin protein ligase activity. The record is from RefSeq and is a predicted model, not a curated record. The transcript has 14 exons.
UUCUCCGCGGCUCCUCGGACCGCGCGCUAUGGAGGCGGAAGCGAACCUGUUGCGCCAGUUCCCGCUCCUUCUGCCCCAGAACCGGGCCAGAACCGUGUAUGAGGGAUUCAUUUCGGCUCAGGGAAGAGAUUUCCACAUUAAAAUAUUGUUGCCUGGAGAUUUACAACUGAAAAAUGCAAGAUUACUAUGCAGUUGGCAGCUGAGAACAAUACUUAGUGGAUACCAUCAAAUAAUACAACAGAGAAUGAAGCACUCUCCUGAUCUAUUGAGCUUUAUGAUGGAGUUGAAGAUGGUCUUGGAAGCUGCUUUAAAGAACAAACAAGAGCUCUCUAUUCCACCUCCUCCGCAGUUCUACUCAAGUGUUAUUGAAGAUCUAGGAGUUUUGGGUUGGGAUAAACUUGUUUAUGUGGAUUCUUGCUUCAGUACCAUCAAGUUAAAAGCUGAAGAUGCUUCUGGUAGAGAGCAUCUUAUCACUCUCAAAUUGAAGCCGAAGUACCCUGCAGAAUCACCUGAUGCUUUUGUGGAUUUUCCAGUCCCUUUUUCUUUUUCUUGGACACCACAGAGCUCUUUAUUAAGUAUUCAUAGUCAGUUUUUGACAGCAUUAGAAUCACUGAAGGUAUUUUGGGAUGUUAUGGAUGAAAUCGAUGAGAAGACUUGGGUUCUUGAGCCAGAAAAACCUACACGGAGUGCGAAAGCACGAAGGAUUGUCAUAGGGAAUAAUGCUUCAAUAAACAUUGACGUAGACCCUCGGCAUCCGACGAUGCUUCCUGAGUGCUGUUUUCUUGGAGCGGAUCAUGUAACAAAACCCUUGGGAAUCAAGCUGAGCAGAAACAUACAUUUAUGGGAUCCAGAAAAUACUCUAUUACAAAAUUUGAAAGAUGUUUUAGAAAUUGAUUUUCCAGCUCGAGCUGUCCUAGAAAAAUCAGAUUUUUCUAUGGAUUGUGGAAUUUGUUAUGCCUAUCAACUGGAUGGUGCCAUUCCCGAUCAAAUGUGUGAUAAUCCAAAGUGUGGACAACCUUUCCAUCAAAUAUGCUUAUAUGAGUGGUUGAGGGGACUACUGACUAGUAGACAGAGUUUUAACAUCAUAUUUGGUGAAUGCCCUUACUGUAGUAAGCCAAUUACCUUGAAAAUGUAUGGGAGGAAAUCCUGAAAAAAAAAAAAAAGAAUAUGGCAUGCUCAUAAAGAACUGGAAAUUUGAAAAAUUAUCUUCAGAAAAAAUAUAUAGCAAACCACACCAAUAUCAAAAGACAGAAAAUGAUGGCAAAAUAAUACAUAUCUGCCUUUGUCUCUUCACUAAGAGAAAAUCUUGUGGAACUUUGUAAGUCUGUGACCUGCAUAGCAGUUGUAGAAGUAUAUGUGUCCCAAGACGGAAAUCUUGACUUGUUGAGUCUAUAUGGACUGGUAAAAUCUUGAUGAGGUUCAUAAAAUGAAUUUGGCAACUGUGUAUUGCUGGAUUCUCGUGAAGAACUUUUUACUUCAUUGAAAAAUUCUUGAGACUGAGAAUAUUUUUGUCUUCUCCUUGUGCUUUCCUACGGAAAAAUACAUAUGUAGCUUGUUAAUAAUGGUUUCAA